Messenger RNA from Symbiodinium necroappetens, 789 nucleotides. NCBI's taxonomy places the organism in Eukaryota, Dinophyceae, Suessiales, Symbiodiniaceae. The record is from the annotation of a GenBank genome assembly.
AUGGCCAGCACCGGUUCGGAUGUGGAGCUCCUGCUGGAGGCGGAGCGCCCGGAGCACCGCUUUGCCUUCCCGCGUCGCGUGGCCUUGGUACUCGGCUGCGUGGGGCUCGUGACGGUGGGCAUCUUGGCUCGCGGCGGAGCACGUGGCCUCCGCAGCAAGUCGGAUGCCUUCGUGGUCUUGGAGGAAAAUGCAGGCUGCUUCGAGGCCGCUACCUACUACAAGAGCCCAAUCAAGAUGGAUGGAACAGAGAGGACCAGUGAGAUGACAUUGGAGGCUUGCCAGCAGCGUUGCUUGUCGGUUGACGGUUGUGCCCACUUCACCUUCUGGCCUGAUGGAGGCUGCCUCCUGACAGAUGAGUCAUCAGUUGCUUCACCUGCCCCGGAGAAGCACGCAGAGACAGUAUCCGGACCACCAUACUGCGGGGAGAAGCCGCCAGCCGUGGAGAGCGAUGCUGGCACUGACAUGGAAGAAGAGGAGGUGAAGGCAAGUGUUGAGACCCCAGCACUUGCUCCAGUUCCCACCGUGGCGCCCGUGGCAGGCAUCAACGGCACCACGUGCGCAAAGUACCCUGCUUGUGUUGCUCUCGGAAUCGAGGAGGGGAAUUGCUGCCCCAACGACGAUAGCGUGGCACUUGGCUGCUGCAUGGGAUUUGCACCCGUCAUCGCAGCUCCGAAGAUCGCCGCUGGGACCGAGUGCUCGUCCUUUCCUGCGUGCGUGACUCUCAACCUUACCGGUGCUUGCUGCCCGGCCCCUGAUGGCACGCGCCUGGGCUGCUGCGACUCGAUCUAG